AUGCUUUCUUCUGCAUGUGUCUAUCACAGUCUUGAGUCCACAACUGUCGUACGAGUGGGUCGUUUUGCGGAAUUAACGAUCUGGCCCCAAUCCGUGUGCCUGUUUCUUUCUUUUUUCUUUCUUUCUGUCUAUCUAUCUAUCUAUCUAUCUAUCUAUCUAUCUAUGUCUGCUUCUUUCUAUCUAUCUCCCACUGACUGUAACAGAGUUUUUCUUUCUUUUAUGUAUUUUAGUUUUAUUCUUUAUUUCUUAAACUAUCUUUUUCUGUUUGUUUCUUUUUUCUUUCAUUUUACAGUUUGCUACUUUUCUCUCUCUCUCUCUCUCUCUCUCUCUCAUUCUCACUGUAUGACAUUUUGUUUCCUUAUUUCUAUACGUUCAAGUAUCAUAAUCUUUGACUUUCUUUUUUUAUCUAUCUAUCUAUCUAUCUAUCUAUCUAUCUAUCUAUCUAUCUAUCUAUCUAUCUAUCUAUCUAUCUUUUCUUUCUUUAUUUCUUUAUAUAUUUAUUUCUCCCAUCAAUUUUCGCUAUAUUUUUAUUUGAUAUUCUAUAUCCAUUCAUAUAUAUCACUCUUGUUCUUUCUUUCUUUCUUUCUUUCUUUCUUUCUUUCUUUCUUUCUUUCUUUCUUUCUUUCUUUCUUUCUUUCUUUCCAGAUUGUUACUAUCUAUUUCUUUAUUUAUAUCCAUUCAUGUAUAUCUCUCUUGUUAUUUCUUUCUUUCUUUCUUCAUCUAUCUAUCUAUCUAUCUAUCUAUCUAUCUAUCUAUCUAUCUAUCUAUCUAUCUAUCUAUUUCGUUUUAUAUAUCAUAUAG
Acanthosepion pharaonis is the source of this 801-nucleotide messenger RNA. The record is from the annotation of a GenBank genome assembly. Lineage: Eukaryota; Metazoa; Mollusca; Cephalopoda; Sepiida; Sepiidae.